Endocarpon pusillum Z07020 is the source of this 660-nucleotide messenger RNA. RefSeq lists its product as uncharacterized. NCBI's taxonomy places the organism in Eukaryota, Fungi, Ascomycota, Eurotiomycetes, Verrucariales, Verrucariaceae. The record is from RefSeq and is a predicted model, not a curated record. The transcript has a single exon. The coding region runs from base 1 to 660 and encodes 219 amino acids.
AUGUCGACCAUAGAACCUACUGCUCAAGGACGCACCGGACCAACGUGUCCUCCCCAGUACAGCCCUUACGACUCGACGCGCCGUACGGUGGUCAACGAUAUCGAGGUGUACGUCUUCGCAUGGCCUUCGCGAGGCGGCGUCAUCAUCCUCGAGCACGCCGAGGCCUUGGACCUGGAGUUUCUCAGCUUGGACCCUCUCGAUCCGCCAGCCAAACGGUUCGACAGCCAACGCGAUGAAGACGCCCUCUGCCGACGCCUGCUCCUCCUCGGCGCCAAAUGGUGGGACAGCGAGGCGCGAUGGCGCUUCAUCAAGGCCGCCGACGAGCUCGACGACUCUGCGAUCGCGGCAUUGGAGGAAGAGGCAGAGCCGGCCCCAACGACGAGAGAGCGUCGAUGGGUGUCGGUCUGUUGGCCGACGGAAGGCGGUUUGUGGGUCUCAGAGUUCGAUACCAACCUCUGGGGCAUCGAGGAAGGGCAUAACGUCAUUCCCUCCGAUGCCACGAGGUUGAGGCUGUCUCGCACGAUGGACGAGAGGUGCCAGGUAUUGAAGGACCGUUUCAAUGGUAAAUUUUACAAGGACGUGAGUGAAUACAAAGGCCACGCAUUCAUCAAUAGCUGGGAUUGGAAAGAUGCGGGAGAAGUCGGCCCUUUAGUGAAAUAA